AUGGAAUCAUCCUUUGUGGUUUUCCGUUGGGCGCCAUUUUGAUUAAAGUGAUGUGAAGGAGGACUGUUAUUUCUUCCAUUGUUUCUGUAUUUAAACUCGUUUAUACCUGAGGAAAUGGCUACGGGCGCAAACGCAACUCCUUUAGGGAAGUUGCACCCGAGUAUCGGCGCUAAGCGAGGCUUUGACGCCGGGCCCGGAGCUGCUGGAAACGGCCUGAUGCCGACGCCCGGUCCUCCCGCUGCCUUCCCUCCGUCCUUACAGACCUUCCAGCCGCCGAUGCCCAGCGCCACGUUCCCGCAACCGCAGAUACAGUUCAACCCCGGUGCGGGGGCAGGUUUUGCGGCGCAGGUUCCACAGCAACCGGCUGCAGGAGGCGGGAUGGCCAAACCAGAUUUCGGUCUGAAGAAAUCAAGGAAGAAGAGUCGAUGGAGCAGCGAGACGCCUGAUCAGAAGACAGUCAUACCGGGCAUGCCCACUGUUAUUCCUCCUGGACUGACCCGGGACCAGGAGAGAGCCUAUAUAGUCCAACUGCAGAUUGAAGACCUGACUCGUAAACUGCGUACAGGAGACCUGGGAAUCCCUGUUAACCCUGAGGACAGGUCUCCCUCUCCGGAGCCCAUCUACAACAGCGAGGGCAAGAGGUUAAACACCCGCGAGUAUCGCACACGAAAGAAGAUCGAGGAGGAGCGUCACUCCCUCAUCACUGAGAUGGUUGGACUCAACCCUGACUUCAAGCCUCCUGCUGACUACAAGCCUCCAGCCACCAGAGUCAACGACAAAGUUAUGAUCCCCCAAGAUGAAUACCCUGAAAUCAACUUUGUUGGUCUGCUAAUCGGGCCACGUGGUAAUACGCUGAAGAACAUUGAGAAGGAGUGCUGUGCCAAGAUCAUGAUCCGGGGUAAAGGUUCUGUGAAGGAGGGGAAGGUCGGCCGAAAGGAUGGACAGAUGCUGCCGGGGGAAGAUGAGCCUCUGCAUGCCCUGGUCACCGCCAACACAAUGGAGAACGUCAAGAAAGCUGUGGAGCAGAUUCGCAACAUUCUGAAGCAAGGCAUUGAGACACCUGAGGAUCAGAAUGACCUACGAAAGAUGCAGCUAAGGGAGCUGGCCAGACUCAAUGGCACACUGAGGGAAGACGACAACAGGAUCCUUCGUCCUUGGCAGAACUCUGAGCCCCGCAGCAUCACCAACACCACCCUCUGUACCAAGUGUGGUGGAGCAGGCCACAUCUCCUCUGACUGCAAAUACACCAGCUCAUUCGCUGCCCACAGAGCGACAGGUGGCGAGCCUCCUCAGUCAGCCCAGGACAAGGCUCGUAUGGACAAGGAGUAUCUGUCCCUGAUGGCUGAGCUAGGGGAGGCUCCGGUCCCCCAAUCUGGCGGAGGACACUCCAGCAACCAGGGAGGAGGGCAGCGGUCCUCAGGACAAAACAACAACCAGCCCCCACCGCAGAACCGGCCUCCUUGGAUGAACUCUGGCCAUAAUGAGAGCAGGAGCUACCAUAGCAUGCAUGGAGCGCCUGGUGGAGGACACCACAGCUACCCUCCCCCCAUGCCCAACAUGGGAGGGCCCCCUAUGCCCCCCAACCCCAAUGGCCUGCCUCCCCCCUGGAUGCAGCCCCCUCCACCUCCCAUGGGCCAGGCUCCAGGACCUCACGGACACCCCAUGGGUCUGCUGCCACCUCCAAUGGGCAUGAUGCCACCUCCACCUCCUCCCCCUAGCAACCAGCCGCCUCCUCCCCCUUCUGGACCCCUGCCACCAUGGCAACAGCAGGCUCCACCUCCCCCUCCCACCAGCAGCAUGGCAACCAGUACACCGCUGCCCUGGCAACAGAAUACCACCACCACCACGUCCAGCAGCGGCACCCUGCCUCCAUGGCAGCAGCCCCAACAGCCUGCGGCCUCCGCAGCCCAGCCCCCACCCCCCAUGGGAACCCCAUCCAUGGUGCCACCUCCGCCCGGCGUCCAGCCCCCGUUGCCCCCCGGUGCCCCUCCUCCUCCCCCUCCACCACCUCCAGGCUCAACCGGCAUGAUGUACGCCCCGCCGCCGCCCCCACCACCCAUGGACCCUUCCAACUUCGUCACCAUGAUGGGGAUGGGGGUACCGGGCAUGCCCCCCUUUGGCAUGCCUCCCGCCCCUCCACCUCCUCCACCCCAGAAUUAACCCGGCCACAGAAGAAUCGUCCAACAAGAGUCUCCACCCUGCAGCACAUUGUGAAUGUGCGCUCACAGAAAAGAUAUAACCAGUGCUUUAUUUUUUAUUGAUCCUUGAUAUUGUGGAGACAUCUCUGAAACGAUGAAAGGUUGUGUUAGUUCAAUUUGUAAAGUUGCGUAACUUUAGUACAUGAGUUAUUUUUUUCCUGUUUUUAAAAGUUUGUGUUAACACAAAGCUCCUUGUGUGCAUACAAACACCGUUGCUCUCGGACAACAUGAUCUGCAUUGCUCCCGUAGUUUGUCACGUUACUUGUAUACCAAAUAAACUGCUCAAGAUAGUUUAAUUUCACAACAGUCUCAUCGCUUCAAACGUUCAAUUCAGACCUUAACACUUAACUAUUAUUGGAUUUAAUAUAUUGAAGUUCAACUUGCAUGAUCCACUGUAAACGACUCACUCACAAAUUUAUACUCCUGUCAUGUUCCCUGUGUUGGCUUUGAGUUGAAUAAGAUUAAUAUUUUUGUAAUAACGAGAUGUGAAGUGUAUCUUAGUUCUGUCAGAAAACCUUUUUGUAGUACUGUCUCAGAUUGUUUUCCAGAAAUUCCCAGGGUUUUAAUUGUUUUUUCUUUUGUUACUUGCCUGCGUCUCAGUUGUGACAUUGAGUUUGAAAGAGGGGAAUUAGAUGCUGCGAUCUGCCGUCUUCUGACCCCCCCUGCACUACUUGAAUGCUGAGAAUCUGAUAUAUCCUUGUUUUUCUGCAUCUCUUUCUGCUCUGAUAAGACGCUGUGUGGAGUGUUUGUGUUGCUUCUGCAAGGACUAAAGAUAUCAGUUUUGUCCCUCUCGAGUUAUUAGACAACAAAUAUGUUAGUUUUACUGUCUCUGGAAUCCCUCUUUUGUGUUAUGGCGCUAGCCUGAAUGAAAAGCUGUUGAAAUCUUGCUUGGUUUAGCAUUAAACUGAUCCAUUUCACAUUCUU
Sebastes umbrosus (honeycomb rockfish) is the source of this 3122-nucleotide messenger RNA. RefSeq names its product splicing factor 1 (gene sf1). NCBI's taxonomy places the organism in Eukaryota, Metazoa, Chordata, Actinopteri, Perciformes, Sebastidae. Bases 115 to 2160 code for a protein of 681 amino acids. Gene Ontology annotation, cellular component: nucleus. The record is from RefSeq and is a predicted model, not a curated record. Gene Ontology annotation, molecular function: mRNA binding; zinc ion binding. The transcript has 12 exons. Gene Ontology annotation, biological process: regulation of mRNA splicing, via spliceosome.